Molecule: messenger RNA, 762 nt
Organism: Lachancea meyersii CBS 8951
Lineage: Eukaryota; Fungi; Ascomycota; Saccharomycetes; Saccharomycetales; Saccharomycetaceae
Source: the annotation of a GenBank genome assembly
AUGAGUGGUUACGAUAGAGCAUUGUCGAUUUUCUCACCAGAUGGUCAUAUUUUCCAGGUGGAAUACGCUUUAGAAGCUGUAAAAAGAGGUACGUGCGCCGUUGGCAUUAAGGGCACAGAUUGUGUGGUAGUUGGGUGCGAAAGAAGAUCAACACUGAAGCUGCAGGACCCACGUAUCACGCCGUCGAAAAUCUCGAAAAUCGAUUCGCAUGUGGUGCUUUCGUUCGCAGGCCUGAACGCAGACAGCCGUAUUCUGAUCGAAAAGGCGCGUGUGGAAGCACAAUCGCACAGACUGACGCUCGAAGACCCGAUUUCCGUGGACUAUUUGACGCGGUACGUGGCCGGAGUGCAGCAGAAAUACACGCAAUCCGGUGGUGUGCGGCCAUUUGGUGUGUCGACCUUGAUUGCCGGGUUCGACGCCCGCGAUUCGACGCCGAAGCUAUACCAGACAGAGCCCAGUGGGAUCUACUCCGCGUGGAGUGCGCAGGCGAUCGGCAGAAACAGCAAAACAGUGCGUGAGUUUCUUGAGAAAACCUACGUCAAAAACGAGCCUCCCGCCACAGAACAGGACUGUGUCAAGCUAACCGUCAAGGCCCUGCUGGAAGUAGUUCAGACAGGUGCAAAGAACAUCGAAAUUACAGUGGUACGUCCGGGAUCGCAGAUCUCCAACCUGUCAAGCGACGACAUUGGCAAAUACGUGGACGAGAUCGAACAGGAAAAACAGCAGGAGCUGGAAAAGAAGAAGAAGCGUGGCGAAAACUAG